This is a messenger RNA of Durusdinium trenchii, 190 nucleotides long. Lineage: Eukaryota; Dinophyceae; Suessiales; Symbiodiniaceae. The record is from the annotation of a GenBank genome assembly.
GCGUUUGAAAGGUGAAGAGCUUAAAGAAGAUGAGCGCUCAACGCAUGGAGUAGAAGUUUGGGCAGGUCAAAUGAGAGAAGAUCUGGUCACUGGGGAACAAGGCUGGAAGAAACUUGAUGAUGGCGGCAUGUUUGAACGCAGCGCCAAGAGGGGACUACAAGAACAGCUGGCCAAGAGACAUAUGAAGGAG